AUGAACGCCUCCGACGCACCGCACGUCACCGCCAUCCGGCCCGUCAAGGGCCUUGAGCCGCACCUCUAUGACUGCCUCGCUGCCACCUUUCGGCAAGACUACCCACGCGACAAGCUCAGCAUUCGUCUCUGUGUAUCGACACGCGACGACCCAGCCUACCCUACCCUCCGCAAACUAAUCACCGACUUCCCGGAUGUCGACGCGCAGAUUUUCGUCGAAUACGAAGAUCCGCUCUUGCAGCAGGAUGGCACCAAUAAAUACACACUUGGACCGAAUCCCAAGAUCCGAAAUAUGAGCCGUGCGUACCGCGAAGCGAAAGGAGAUAUCGUCUGGAUCAUUGAUUGCAAUGUUUGGGUCGGGAAGGGAGUCUGUGCGAGGAUGGUGGACAGGCUGUGCGGGACUGGACCCUCAAGCAAGAAAUACAAGUUCGUGCAUCAUCUACCUGUGGCUGUGGAUGUGACGGGAGAGAGCAAUUUGCGUCAAGAGCGUCAGGCGCUCCUAGAUGCGAACCCACAAGCCACAGAUGCCGAUACAGCGGCCGCAGCGAUGCCAUGCGUGCGUCCGGAAGAUGGGCCUGCAGCCAUGAUUGCGACUGGAGGCGGUCGCUUGGAAGAGCUGUUCCUGUCCUCCGCGCACGCGAAAAUGUACACUGCGAUCAACACUGUUCUCAUUGCGCCGUGCAUCGUGGGAAAAUCAAACAUGUUCCGCCGCUCCCAUCUCGACUAUCUCACCGGUACGUCGACCUCGGGCCCAGAGGCUCGCCAUCCCGGUAUCGAUUUCUUCUCUGAAAACAUCUGCGAGGAUCAUCUGAUCGGUGAUCUGCUGUGGAGGAAGCAGGUGCGGGAAGAGAAAGAGCUCGGCGAGCGUUGGGGCAAGCAUGCCAUGGUCUUUGGUGACCUCGCUAUUCAACCGGUUGCCAACAUGAGCGUACCAGCCUACGUCGCCCGUCGUGUCCGGUGGCUGCGAGUACGUAAAUUUACUGUGUUGCUGGCUACGCUUGUCGAACCUGGGACUGAGUCAUUCCUAUGCACCUUAUAUGGCGCCUGGGGAAUUACCACUGCCCUAGCACCGUAUCUUGAGCGAAAUGGCAUGGAGUUUGCUUCCCGUCUGAAAACAUGGGAUGCAUUUUUUGUUUUGUCCGCACUUGGCAUCAUCUACUGGCUCCUGGUCGAUUGGACACUGUAUAUCAAGCUGCAUUCCGCAAAAUGCAUUGAGCUGGAUGAGGACACUCCAGGUUUUGCGCGUCCUCAACGCUACAGAUCAUCACAAACUACUCGUCGCCCGUUCAUGCAAUGGUUUGCCGCCUGGCUCGGCCGCGAACUGCUGGCACUGCCGAUCUGGAUCAUGGCGGUGUAUGGCGGUGUGACAGUCGUCUGGCGAGACCGGCGCUUUAAGGUCGGCUUCGAUGCGAAAGUUCGAGAGAUCGACCCCCCUACUCGGCCUGCGGAGGUUUCGUCUUCUACCGGAGCGGUAGCAGGCAAAGUCCGCAGUGAUUGA
Messenger RNA from Penicillium griseofulvum, 1497 nucleotides. RefSeq names its product putative ceramide glucosyltransferase. Gene Ontology annotation, biological process: glucosylceramide biosynthetic process. Lineage: Eukaryota; Fungi; Ascomycota; Eurotiomycetes; Eurotiales; Aspergillaceae. The transcript has a single exon. The record is from RefSeq and is a predicted model, not a curated record. Gene Ontology annotation, molecular function: ceramide glucosyltransferase activity. Bases 1 to 1497 code for a protein of 498 amino acids. Gene Ontology annotation, cellular component: membrane.